Diuraphis noxia (Russian wheat aphid) is the source of this 659-nucleotide messenger RNA. RefSeq lists its product as uncharacterized. Gene Ontology annotation, cellular component: nucleus. Gene Ontology annotation, biological process: regulation of cell cycle; translesion synthesis. The record is from RefSeq and is a predicted model, not a curated record. Gene Ontology annotation, molecular function: chromatin binding. Lineage: Eukaryota; Metazoa; Arthropoda; Insecta; Hemiptera; Aphididae.
AUGUUUGAUAACUUGACAGUUUCCAUUGGGAAAGUACCUAAAAUUGCUGCUUGCAAAGCGGCGGCGGCCAGUAGCUGCAGCGGUUCGUCAUCGUCUGGUCAUAAAUCAGCGUCGUCUCCGUCCACAUCCAAAAAUAAAUACUCGGGUGGUGGAAAUCCAGUGCACCCCAGAGAGAUUCCGGUAUGGCAGAAAGAGAUCACGUGCUUUUUCCAGGCGAAAAACGACGAAUUACCACUGCCGCGGCCGUCUGCCAACGACGAGAACGAGGACGAUGCUGUCGUCGAAAUACCACUGCAAGAUAUGAUGCAGGCAGGAUCAUCGAAAAUGUAGUAYCUACACAACUGCAGGACGUUUUUAACUUUAAAAUUUCGAAUUUCUUAUUAGAACCAAACUAGAAUUCAUGUAUGGCAAAGAUUUUGUACCAUAUCGCGUAGUAAUAGUUUAAAGUGAGUUCUCAAGAUGUAUUUAUUUUUCAAUCGCAUUUUUUUUACUAUAUGUGUCUAACCAUUUUUAUGUAUUGGUACAAUACUAUUUUAUUCUCGUUUUUUUCUGUUUAGUCAUACGUAUCGUAUUCAUAAUAUAUUUUAUAAGCCAAUGUGUACCCAAUACGACGAAAAACAAUACUAUUUAUUAUUUAAAUUUAUUUUUCAAUAUUGGAU